Messenger RNA from Trachymyrmex cornetzi, 558 nucleotides. RefSeq lists its product as uncharacterized. Bases 1 to 558 code for a protein of 185 amino acids. The transcript has a single exon. Lineage: Eukaryota; Metazoa; Arthropoda; Insecta; Hymenoptera; Formicidae. The record is from RefSeq and is a predicted model, not a curated record. Gene Ontology annotation, molecular function: nucleic acid binding; zinc ion binding.
AUGAAGUUGCAGGAGACCUUCGUCGAUAAUGGGGAGAUCAAGAUCUCACGCCCUAUCAAAACGGCCGAAAUUCGAAUCAAUAAUCUGGAUGAUUCAAUAUCAACUAUGGACGUGGUGCAGACCAUAGUGACCGCAACUGAAAGUAACCAUGCGGAUAUAAAACUGGGUCCUAUUAGCAAAGCCCGAAAUGGACUCGGGUUCAUAUGGGUAAAGUGCCCAGUGGCGGCGGCUAAUAAACUAAUAGACCGGAAGAAAAUAAAAAUAGGAUGGACUACUGCAAAGAUAACGCCGCACCCGGAUCGUGGGCUACAGUGUUUCAAAUGCCUGCAAUUCGGACAUGUAAGGUCUGAAUGCAGGAACACUACGGAUCGUAGCACAUGUUAUAGAUGUGGGGAAGUGGGCCACCAGGCACGAGAGUGUACGAAAGCUGCCAAGUGUCUGGUAUGCGAGGAGGCUGGACUUCCUCACGGUCAUCGAAUGGGGGGAAACGCCUGCCAUCCCGAGAUAGGUCGAAGAACCAAGAAAAAGGUGCAAAAGUACCAGAUAUCCGAUCAAUAA